This is a messenger RNA of Morus notabilis, 2105 nucleotides long. Its product is annotated as F-box/LRR-repeat protein At5g63520. Gene Ontology annotation, biological process: protein polyubiquitination; positive regulation of proteasomal ubiquitin-dependent protein catabolic process. Bases 55 to 1719 code for a protein of 554 amino acids. Gene Ontology annotation, molecular function: protein binding. The transcript is spliced from 10 exons. The record is from RefSeq and is a predicted model, not a curated record. NCBI's taxonomy places the organism in Eukaryota, Viridiplantae, Streptophyta, Magnoliopsida, Rosales, Moraceae.
ACAGUUUUUUUCCAAGGCAAUGCAAACUGAAACCAUUCGACAACAACCCACCAAAUGGACGAUCCUUCACGACCAUCGUCGUCCUCUUCGUCCAGAAACGACACCAAAAUGGUGAAAACGACAGGCUUCUCUUUGCUAACCGACGACCUUCUCCACAAUAUUCUGGCGAGGCUUCCGGCGCCGUCGUUCGCGUCCGCGGCUUGCGUGAGCAAGUCGUGGAAUCGAGUCUCUUCUCAGGUCCUCUCUCGCCCCAAGCUCGCCUCCGCCCUCUCUCUCGAUCCUUCUCCUCAGGUUGCCGUGAGAGAGGUUAUCGAUAAGGUCCUGACGGAUCCAAUACGCCCUGAUUUCGCCAUUGCCAGUGUUGGAAGUGGAUUUCGCUUGUAUGACAUUUUCAAGCUUAUAUCGAAGAAAUUGGGGACUAAAACGCCGAUAAUUAUAUCAACUGCUAAUGGAAUAAUUGGAAGAGAUGCUCUUACUGACGAGCUUAAAGAGGUCAAGUGGACUAGUUUUAGUGGAGAUCUAAGUGAUGAUGAUGGGUCAAUAACUUCAGAAGAUGAGAAUUUUGGCAUCGUUUUGACCGUUGGGUUUGUGCCAGGACUAAAAGUUGAUGUUAUUCCAUUGUUACGAUCCACAAAGGUUGACGUGUUAAGGAAUGCUGACACUAGUGAAAUCUUUUAUGUUGCCCAGGAGCCUCGAGAUGCAUUAGUUGAGAAGUUUGUAAUGGACAUAAGGGAUUACACUGACUCUGUUUCGGGUUGUAAAUCCCCGGUUGGGAUUAUACUCUUUGGGAUGGCACAGGAAGGGCUUGUUAACAUGAAACCAAUUCUUAACAUUUUGGAUUAUGCUAUGCCUGAGGAGACAGUUAUUGUGGGUGAUGAGAGAGGUCGGUUUUUGUAUAAGACUGCGAAUAAGUCAAGAAAUUUCUGUGGAAGUGCAAAAUUCUUUACUGACGCUGUUGCUCUUACAUUUGCAAGGGAUAGAAACAACACUCAUGGCAUUGGUAAUAUUCGAUUCCAUGUUGCAUUGUCAAAUGGAGUAUCAGCAAUUGGUCCGACAUACAGGGCAGCAUCUGUUAGAGUGAAUUGUUCUGAUCAUUCUACGUGGCUCACUGCUAAAAUAGAAGGACAACGGGCUAUUCUUGAUGGUCAACGUAUUAUGAAUGAUAUCAAUGUCGCGUUAGAAGAUCAUGUCGAUUCUUCUGAUUUGUACAUUGGAGUUACAAAAAGGCAAAAUUGCUCCAUUGGAUCAGAGAGGCCUAGAUCAAUAACUUCCUUGUCAUUCUAUGGAGUUGUUGGGGGAGAUGAUGAAUAUCUUUAUGUAAAUGGCCUUGGCAUCAGAACUGGCGAUCGCUUUCAAUUCUACCGUUCAGAUCCUGAUACUGCAUUGAACUCAAUUGGUCGUGUUUCUUUGGACCUCAAAAACUUUAAGUUCAAUGAAAGUAGGAAGAACAUCAGUCAUGAAGUUUUUGGAGGUUUCAUCUUCUCGUGUUAUGGCCGUGGUGACACAUUCUUCACGCGAGAGGAUGUCGAUAGUUCCCCAUUUGUGAAGAACUUUCCUGGGGUCCCAUUUGCAGGAAUAUUUUGUGGAGGGGAAAUUGGGCGUAGCUCUUCAAGUUUGACAGAGGAAGGUCACAAGGAAAAUGUUCCCAGCUGCUGUCUGCAUGUCUAUAGCACUGUUUAUCUAGUGAUGUCAUAUACUUCACCACCACUUGGGUAUUAGAUUUGCUCACGCUCUCUAAGAUGAAUGGGACGUCCUCUUUUGCUUCUCAUUCUCCCAUGGCGGGUUUUGAGUUGCUUUGAAGAUGCCAAGGACUCCGUUGCCUUUGUCUUCCAUUUCCGCAUAGAAGAAGACGGACCGAGGAUACGCCAGGUCAAAGUAGCGCUAGCCCUUGGCUGAACCUUUUGUAUUGGAUGUUUCUGAAUUGAAUGUACUGCUUAGACAUGAUGUUUAGAAUUUGAACAUAUGUACAAUAAGUAUAUAUGUAGAAUUUAGAAUAUCUAAUAAACUUGGUUGCUGUUAUUCAACUCUGACCUGUUUGUAAGGUUUCCAGGGCAAAACCGUUAAAGAGGUUCGUGUAGCAUAUAUGAAAAGAUUGUGUUUAAGAA